AUGAGGCUAAUCAAUACAAGAACCUUGAAGCUCCAACAGUUCCUUGGCAAGCCGCCACCUUAUGCCAUUUUAUCCCAUACUUGGGGCCAAGAGGAGGUGUCUUUUCAAGAUUUCCAAUCACCAGAACGGCGAGAAAGGCUAGCUGGAUUCUCUAAAAUUAAUGCAACUUGCAAGAAAGCAUAUAGUCAUGGCCUGGACUACGCUUGGGUUGAUACAUGCUGCAUCGAUAAAACCAGCAGUGCAGAGCUUAGCGAAUCAAUUAAUUCCAUGUUCAAGUGGUACAAAAACUCAGCAAUCGCCUACGCAUUCUUAGAAGAUUACCCAUCUCCAAACCGAUGGUUUACUCGAGGCUGGACUUUGCAGGAGCUCAUUGCACCCGAGCAACUUGAAUUCUAUAAUAGGUCAUGGGAUAAGGUUGCAGAAAAGACAGCCAUUGCAAAGGAACUUGCGGUGAUCACGGGGAUUGAUGCUUUUGUUCUCGACGGCUCGGCCCCCCUGCAACAGGUCAGCGUAGGACGGCGUCUAAGUUGGGCUGCCAAUAGAGAAACAACUCGGGAGGAAGAUCUUGCAUAUUGCCUAUUCGGACUCUUUGAUGUUAAUAUGCCUCUAAUCUACGGGGAAGGGGGGAAGGCUUUUCUUCGACUACAGGAACAUAUUCUUCAACAAUCUGACGAUCAUACCAUCUUCGCCUGGGAUUUUCACAAUUUUGCGAAUGGAUCAUGGCGCGGGGGACUGCCGGAAUACAAAAUUCACUCCAGAUUCGACAGGUUGGUCCGUGUCUGGGGAUCCAACGUACCGCAAGAUCCGAUCACGAUGUCCAACAAAGGGAUUCAUAUUACUUCUCUCGUCAAAGACCUUCGACAACCUUGGGCUUCUGGGGACCUUGUGAUAUUACUGCUCAACUGUUGUUUUGACGCAAAUCCCUCAGCUACUGCAGGCAUAUAUCUCAAGCGCCUCGGCUCAGACCGAUAUGCUCGAGUCCGAGGAAGUGAACUAGCUAGAGUCCAUUCCGACUCUAAUACUACGCUGGCUUCUAUAUGCGGAAUUAAAAGCACCUCGGAUAUCGCUGGGCUCUAUUUUGAAGAGCCUUGCACUACGACGGCAAGAGUGAUCGAGGAGUACCUUGAGGAAGAGAAAUCUCAAAUGGGAUCUGGAUCAGUCAGAAAACGCUAUCAAAAUGCUUUUUAUUUGAAACGAAACCUUCUUCAAGGCAGCGGACUGUUCCAAGGAUCCCAGCUUCGUCAGAUGCUGAUUAUGGAUUCACAGAAGAUCUGGCGCUCAUUUCGAUUCGACGCCAAAAGGCACGAUGGCGAUCUUGUCAUUAAAACACACCCAAACUUCAAAGCGAUGUUGGUGUUUGAGUCUCAUAGACACAAGACAUCAUUUGUUCUCUUUUUGGUAACUAGAAUAAACAACGGGAAUUACGAAUAUGACGUUGAUGCAGUCUCCCUCACUCUCAAGGAUGCGAGAGAGUGGCACCAGAAUCUCUCCACAGUGGAAGAGUUUAUACAGACAAAGAUAAGGUUUCAAGCUCGUCAGACGACCCCAAACAUCAAAGUAUCGCUGUCUCCAGUCAAUAUAUAUGGAGUCAAUAUGCAAAGUAUCGAAAUACCACAGCCGUCAUUCAUUGCCUUUCGUGGUCGGCCAUCUGGAAAUAUCUUUAAAGCUGUCUAUCUAGUUUCAUUACUUGUCUUCCCCAUCGGAAUGUUUAACAUGGUUUUUUAA
Trichoderma breve is the source of this 1725-nucleotide messenger RNA. RefSeq names its product heterokaryon incompatibility protein (HET) domain-containing protein. The transcript is spliced from 3 exons. The record is from RefSeq and is a predicted model, not a curated record. NCBI's taxonomy places the organism in Eukaryota, Fungi, Ascomycota, Sordariomycetes, Hypocreales, Hypocreaceae. Bases 1 to 1725 code for a protein of 574 amino acids.